CAACGAAAACAGCCGGCAAGCGACCGUCCUCGCCAGACACAAUAUGUCCUUAGCCGAGGCUGCUUCAGACACCGAGCAUCGAACGGAGGAAGAUAACAAGACGCCUACCCCCACCAAUAAGAAGAAGAACAGCGAUAAAGGGAGACAGAUGUCAGACUCUUACAUGUGGAAGGAACAGAUCCAUACUCUGAUGAAGGGCGGAGAGAGCGAGUCCGAUAUCUCGGACUCGGAACACUUCCUGACCAAGGGCGCAUUCCUCCUCACCCCCUCCCACGGCCUCAGCAUGGAGAAAGCCUCAGCCAUUUGCGAGAAGAUGGAGUUCAAAGGCUGCUUCUCACUCACGAAGACCGCUACUGGCAUCCUCUUUAAAUUCUCCAGCGUUGAUGACUACCAAAUGGUCUUCAAGAAAGGUUUCCAUAAAGUAACUGGAUCCAGGUUUUAUAGGAAGAUCGCCAUUCCCUGCAGACCUCAGAAGACGUUCACCAUCUACGUGUACGACAUUCCUGAUGAGGUUCCCGAGGAGGACGUCCGUCACGCCCUCUACAAGUUCACCUCCGUCGUGGAAGUCGUCCGUCUCCACUUCUCCGGCUCCCCCAAGGAUGGAAACACUGGUUGGUAUAGUACAGGAACCUCCACCCCCAAGCCGAUAGAGAAGACGUCUUCCCGCGCCCUCACCACCAUCGACGGCGAGCUGGUGAGCAGCAUGAUCCCCAAGGAGGCCACCAGCGUGAUCCGCGUCACCCUGGCCAACAUUGAGGAAGCUAACAUCCUGCUGCAGAAUGGCCUGGACUUCUAUGGCGCCACGUUCUUUCCUACUGAGCUCGCGACGCCGGCGCAAGCUGCUAAGCUCAUCAAGCCCAGCAGUUUGGUUGUCCCCAGGGUCACGGGCGGCACCGUGUCAGCCAGGGUCCGUGACUUACUGCCAGUGUUUGACCAGCAAGGGUUCGCCAAGUUCGCGCCGCCAGCCUCGCGCUUGGUCAAACCAAGAUCCAAGUAGACGACUAGGGAGCAAACUGUCAUUGCAUGAGAUUGAGCGGAUUACAGCAAAAUAUGACUGCGCUUUUGUCAGAGUUCGCUUGCCGACUGGGUGUCGUUCACUGAAGAAGUUUAACUAAAAUUCGCUUGUUUCUGGUGAUAAUAAAAAUGUGUCUGAUGAUCUAGCUCAUGCAAUGGUAGAAUGAAAAAUGGAAGAUCGCGUUGGACAAGGAAAUCGAAACGAAAAAUAAAUAACUUCAAUAACAUUUCAUAUUUAGGAUGAUUGUUUUAAUAUCAACUAAUAAUGUACAUAAACAAACAAAAGUUUGGAAAAAACAAUAAAUGUAUGAUUUAAUUGAAUCCCUGUACUUAAUCGUAGACAGAAAGUACCGAAAUGCAUUUAAUAUAAUGUUUAACUUAACUAAAUAAUGUGCCAUUACAUAGACACUAUUUUUUAAUCUGUUUUGUUACCAAUUUUGUAAUAAUGAAUGUUAGUUUCUA
Molecule: messenger RNA, 1476 nt
Organism: Helicoverpa zea (corn earworm)
Lineage: Eukaryota; Metazoa; Arthropoda; Insecta; Lepidoptera; Noctuidae
Exons: 5
Coding region: 44-997 (317 amino acids)
Molecular function (GO): nucleic acid binding
Source: RefSeq, a predicted model, not a curated record